Molecule: messenger RNA, 1232 nt
Organism: Protopterus annectens (West African lungfish)
Lineage: Eukaryota; Metazoa; Chordata; Ceratodontiformes; Protopteridae
Product: vitellogenin-like
Exons: 6
Coding region: 51-1232 (393 amino acids)
Biological process (GO): lipid transport
Molecular function (GO): lipid carrier activity
Source: RefSeq, a predicted model, not a curated record
CUCUCGUAGAUGCCUUACCAGCCUGUGGCACCGAGGCAUGUGUUAGCCUAAUGAAGGAAAUUAUAAUUUCAAAGGAAGUAGAAGAUGAAAAGGUGGAAUCUUUCCUGCAGUCUCUGCCAUUUAUUCCUGAACCUACUUUUGGAAUGAUAAGUGCUCUUGCUGUCUUGUUGCACUCAUCAGAAGUCCGAGAGAGUUUGCUUUUGGGCAUAUCCUCCCUUGUGCAUACCAUGUGUACAAAAAUUACAGAGUGUGAGACUGUGCCUGAGAUACAGGCGUUGAUGAAGACUUUGGAGAAGUUUCUUGGAGUAGACUGCAGAACAACAGAACCAACGGAUAUAAGAAAGGUGCAGCUGGCACUGAAAGCAAUUGGAAAUGCGGGACAAGCUGCUGCCUCUUUGACCGCCACUCUAAGUAACUGUGCAUCUUCCCAAACAAACCCAUCCGAAAUACGACUAGCUGCCAUUGAAGCUUUCCGACGUAUUCCUUGUUCUGCUGACAGAUCUGUUUUAAUUCAGUUAUAUCAAACUAUGGAUGAUAGUUCGGAUAUUAGGAUUGCAUCAUAUUAUACUGCUAUGCGAUGCCCCAGUGACGGACUCUUUGAUAUCAUCAGACAAAUUCUCCAAAAUGAAACAUCAACUCAAGUAAAUGCAUUUGUAUGGAGCCAUCUGUCCCAGAUAAUGGAAACAAGUGACCCUGCAAAGCAACAACUUCGAAAUUCCCUUCCAGAUGACAUCAUCAGCAAAGACUUUGACAUGGAAGUGUGGAAAUACUCAUCCUACAGGGAUGCUACAUUCCAUGCAGGUAUUGUACUAAUAUACACAUUCCAUGCAGGUAUUGAGUCGUUAGAUAAGGACGAUACCCAGGACAAACAACCAAAAUCUUCAAAGACUUCAUCUGGCUCGCUGCCGAAGAAAAGCUCAUCAACCACUAAGGUCAAAGACAAAUCAUCUACCUUGGCACCACAAAUAUUGCUGAUGGUUGUGUUUGUUGGUAGGAGCCGGUCCCCGGUUUUGGAGCCGGAAUCUCCUACCCUUAAGUCACCCAUUCUUCAAUCGGUAGCUUCUUCUGUAGCUUCUUCUCGAUUCUCAAGACUUUCUGACAUGGAUGUUGAUCAUGUGGUGCAGAGGCUUCUGCAGACACCGGCGCUGGCCAAACUUUUGUCGGGGUCAACCCUUGGGGCUCUGGAACCGACCAGGACUCAGCCUGCUACUUCCGUUCCUCCUCUGAUCUGA